AAAAUUCAACAUUAAACGGAGAAAAUAAAUCAUCCAUAAUUAGAACGGUUGAUGUUAUAGAUUCCGUGUAACCCUUAGUAUUUCUAAUCAAGAGUUCUAAUUGACUUCCUACAUUGACCAAAACGCGGAAACGAAUUUCUUAACCGCCUUUAUUCGUGAGAUGCAAAAUUCGUUACCGCGUUGGCGCGUUCCUUGUGCUUCAAGGUUGACACCGCACUCUUUAUAAAUAGAAUCGCCCUCAGCCCUUGAGAAAUUCGAAACUUGACAAAAACUUCAUCCCAAACCUUCUCUCUUUUCAUCAUCCCCAAUCUGUAAACCCUAACCCUAAAUUUUCCUCUCUCUCUUGCAAAUCCAUUGCGCUGCAAUCGAUUUCAUCGUUAAGAAUCCUCCUCACAUCUUCGUCUACCAUUCGAUUCUUCCGUGUGAAUCUCGGUUCACGAUUUUCCGUUCUGAAACCAGAGGAUUUCUGGUUGUUGGAGUUUGAACAAAGUUUGACGGUAUCCGAUUGAACGAUUUCUGAAAUCAGAAUUCGAAAUUGAAGAACUACGAAUCGCCAGGGUCAUAUUGCGAUCAAAACUUACGAAUUUCAGAUAAAAGGCGAAGGCGUUCCAGAAAUUUGAAUCGAACGGUUUUCGCAUCAUCUGACGGAUUCGGCAUUGUUAUACUACAAGAGGACUUCAAGGCGAAAAAGAGAUAAAAAUAAAUCUUUGUACUUUUGUUUAGUUUUUUUGAGAUUCAAUUUAAGCCCUAUAAUUUUGUUUUUAGGGUUUACUUAUUGCGUUUUUGCGAUAUAAAAUUGUUUGAUUGAUCGAUUUCUCUGUGAAAGAAAGAAUAUUCCGAGAAAUUAUGGCUGUGUAUUAUAAGUUCAAAAGUGCAAAAGAUUAUGCUACAAUUCCUAUUGCUGGCCCUUUUAUAUCGGUUGCCGAUUUAAAACUAACAAUUAUCGAAUCAAAACAUAUGAGAAGAGGUACAGAUUUCGACCUCGUCGUUUCCAACGCUCAAACCGAUGAAGAAUAUCUUGAUGAAGCAAUGUUGAUUCCAAAGAGCACUUCUGUUCUUGUUCGUCGAGUUCCAGGACUGCGCCGUAUGAACAUUGUUGCAGAUAUGCAAAAGCCAAAGGUUGAAAAUAAUGCUGGGGAUGAUCAACCUGCGAAAAGCAACAUCACAUCUGCUGAUUCUUCAGGCUUUUUAGAUUUUGGACCUUCAGUAAUGGAUGAUGAAUUUGGGAGUAGUAUAUAUGACACUAUCCCUGAGAUAACACCAGGAAAUUCCAGCAAUCCAGUUCAGGAUUUGAUUUCUGCAAGCAAAGCUGACGAGGACAACAAGAUCAAGGCUUUAGUUGAAAAUUCUGGUUUAGACUGGCAGAAUUCGCAUACUGAUGGUUUCGGCCAAGGGAGUGGUUUUGGAAGAGGUGGACAAGGUGGCCGAGGAUUUGGCCGAGGUGGUACUUUGGAGUCAAAAACACCUCCACAAGGCUACGUUUGUCAUAGGUGCAAGGUUCCUGGUCAUUUUAUUCAACACUGCCCUACAAACGGUGACCCAAAUUAUGACAUUAAGAAAGUGAGACCUGCUACUGGUAUCCCAAAGUCAAUGUUGGUACCUACACUGGAUGGCUCCUUUGCAUUGCCGUGUGGCACUGUUGCUGUUUUGAAGCCAAAUGAAGCUGCCUUUGAAAAGGAAAUGGAAGGGGUAUCUUCUACUCGGUCUCUUGGAGAUCUUCCACCAGAACUUCAUUGUCCACUGUGCAAAGAAGUGAUGAAAGAAGCUGUCUUAUCCAGCAAGUGUUGUUUUGGUAGUUUCUGUGACAAAUGUAUCAGAGAUUAUAUCAUUUCAAAAUCAAUGUGUGUCUGUGGGACAAGAGAUGUACUUGCAGACGAUCUUGUGCCAAAUAAGACACUCCGGUCAACGAUUAAACGCAUCUUAGAGUCUCCUGGUAACAGCAGCGUGGAUAAUCCAGGGAGCCUCAAUUUUCAAGAUAUGCAGUCUGCACACUGUCCUCAACCUAAUACUCCAUCACCUACUCAAUCUGCUGUGUCAAACGUAGAGCAAAUGCUACCACCAGAUUCCAAAGAAACUUCAAAUGUGAAGGAGAAUAUUACUAAAGUUCCAGAUGUACCUGAAGCAACACAAGAAUCUAUAACUGUGAAGGAACCUGCAUCACAGGGUAUUCCUUUACCUGUCGUUGAUGAAAUUAGACCAAAGGUGGCUUCUAAUGAAACAGAUAAGAAAAAGAAAAAGAGGAAGGAGUCUUUUCCUGUAAAUGCUUCAGGCAUGCAAUGGAUGCAGCCUAGUAUGGACGGAUACGCAUUCAAUCCUUGCCAGACAAGCAUGCAACCUGCUGUUAAUGGAUUUAUGGGUCCUUUUGGUGGUAACAUGCCAUAUAACAUGGGGUAUGGUAAUGGUAUGGAUUUGACUUUCGGCAAUUUUAUUCCUCCAGAGUUUUAUGGGCCACAAGGGUUCAUGAUGCCCCCAAUGCUUCCUCCUCCGCAAAGGGAUUUUGCAACAAAGUUUGGUACGAACAUGAACGUCAGACCAACAUCAAUAAGAAACGAAGAGUUUGUGGCUGGGAAGUUUGAAGUGCAAAGAAAGAAAGAGAUGGAGAGACGAGUUGAGAGGGACCUUCCUAAUAAAGAUCGUGAUUAUGGCAGAGAAGCAAGCAGCAACGCCAACGUCCCACCUGUGAAAUCGAAACAUAAGCCAACAGAAGCACGCAACUCCUCAAGGGAAGAACACAACCACAAGUAUCAUGAUCAUGACCAUGACUAUAAGAGGGAGAAUAAGAGAACCUCCAUGGACCACCACGACCGUGACCAUGACAACCACCAUCGGGUCUCACACAGUCACCGUGACUCGUAUCUCCCUCGCCAUGCCUUAAAGAGGAAACCCGGACAUUAUGAGGUCGACUAUGAUAUGGAUCAAGAGUCUCGCCCUUGUGGCCGCUCCAAGUCAUCAUCCUCGAGGCAGCAGCCAUUCAAAGCAUCCGCCGGGCUUUCGGACAAGCAUAAGAUGAGGGCUUACUCAAGAAUUAACUUCCAAGACGAAGAGCCCAGCAAGAAGCGAAGGCAAGUGUGUGUAUAGAUUAGCUAGGUGCCUUAGUUGUAAUGGCCCGAAAGAAAUGUAACUCCCUCUUUGUUGGACUUUUGUCUUAUUUUUGGACAAAAGUGAAGUAUAUAAUAAAGUCAUAUUUUUUUUAAGUACCAUUA
Spinacia oleracea (spinach) is the source of this 3203-nucleotide messenger RNA. Its product is annotated as E3 ubiquitin ligase PQT3-like. Lineage: Eukaryota; Viridiplantae; Streptophyta; Magnoliopsida; Caryophyllales; Amaranthaceae. The record is from RefSeq and is a predicted model, not a curated record. The coding region runs from base 847 to 3078 and encodes 743 amino acids. Gene Ontology annotation, cellular component: nucleus. Gene Ontology annotation, molecular function: zinc ion binding; ubiquitin protein ligase activity. Gene Ontology annotation, biological process: mRNA processing; ubiquitin-dependent protein catabolic process; protein ubiquitination. The transcript has 15 exons.